Messenger RNA from Vigna radiata var. radiata (mung bean), 1816 nucleotides. Its product is annotated as thioredoxin-like 1-1, chloroplastic. Lineage: Eukaryota; Viridiplantae; Streptophyta; Magnoliopsida; Fabales; Fabaceae. The coding region runs from base 501 to 1532 and encodes 343 amino acids. The transcript is spliced from 5 exons. The record is from RefSeq and is a predicted model, not a curated record. Gene Ontology annotation, biological process: cell redox homeostasis.
UACCUUAAAAAACAAAAUCCCGAGGGUCCUGCUACCUUCCAGCCAAAACUAACCUUACUUUUUUGUUCUCCUUUCUCUACCACCGCUACCCUUUACACUGCCCUCUGUUGAAUUGGCUCAUCUUGCUCUGUUAUGUUUUUUACAGGAGAUUGGUUGUGUUCUUUUUAAUUUUUUUAAUUCGUUUCCAAAAUUUUGUUUCCUUUUGUAUUGCAGUUUCGUGUUUUUGUUACAAAAUUGUUGCGGUUAUUUUUGUCCAUUUUACUGCAGGAUGUAGAGUGUGACAUGCUAAUAAUAUUGUUAAAUUUCAGUAACUGUCCCAAUACAAAGUUUUUGAUCAAGUUAUCUUCUUGUUUGUGUUAGUAACGGUUUAUCUUGGUAUUACUGUUUUGCAGAAUCGGGUGAAUGGAUACGGAUUAAAAGGAAAGCCAAUGAUUAUACAGUUUGGUCAGAAUCCCGCUGCUGCUAAGUCUUGAUUGAGUCCAUGUAUUGAUGUAUAACAGAUGACUAAUGAUGCAUUCUUAAUUCACUCAUGGCGAGAGGAAUCUGCACUACCCAUUAAGACCACAACAUUCUGCAAUGACAGUGAUAUGAAUGCUAAAACGCAGGUUUUUCUGGUUUGUUCGUUUGUGGUGGUUUCUGAAGCGAAGGAAAAUUUAAUGGCUGAAGUUUUGACCAAGGCGAGCCUGGUUUCUUCGUGGCAUGGUAGUAGUCAACGCCACCAUCGAAGACUAUCCAUGCUUCCCAAUUCUUGUAACUUCGUUUCUGACGUUGGAAGGUUCCCUUCUCUCAAGUUAAAGUCUCAGAUUCUCAGAUCUUGGUCCUCUUCUUCAGAGUUUCAUGGUAAAAAGCUUCUCUUUAACGUAAAUAGAGCAAUACCCAACAGGGUCAGUUCGCGGUUGAGAGCUUCUACUGCAACUCAGAUGACCCAUAGAAUAGGUAAAGUUCAGAAAUGGUGGGAAAAGGGGCUUCAGCCCAACAUGAAAGAGGUGACUUCCGCCCAAGAUCUUGUAGAAUCACUGUUAAGCGCAGGGGACAAGUUGGUGGUGGUUGAUUUCUUCUCUCCUGGUUGUGGUGGCUGCAGAGCCCUUCACCCUAAGAUAUGUCAACUGGCAGAGAUGAAUCCUGAUGUUCAAUUCCUUCAGGUAAACUAUGAGGAGCAGAAGUCCAUGUGUUAUAGCCUCAAUGUCCAUGUUCUUCCCUUCUUCCGCUUCUAUAGAGGUGCUCAAGGUCGAUUAUGUAGCUUUAGCUGCACCAAUGCCACGAUCAAGAAGUUUAAAGAUGCAUUGGCUAAACACUCUUCAGAUAGAUGCAGCUUGGGCCCAACCAAAGGGUUAGAGGAGAAAGAGCUCCUUGCUCUUGCUGCCAACAGAGAUCUUUCGUUCACCUUCUCACCAAAUCCCUUACAACCUGAACAUGCAGAUGAAGACUUGGUUACUGCUUCCACUCCUGUUCUUAGUUCAGAAUCUCUUCAUUCAUUGACUCUCAUUUCUGAGGUCUCCAGAGAGAAAACCUUAGCCACUGCUGGGAGAUGAUGUGGUCAGUUUGCAAGCCAAACUCAUCAUCUCCCUUGUACAGUGUAUAGGUUUGUUUUGGUGCAAUAUUUGUGAGAAUGAAGAUAUCAUUGCAGAUAAAGUCUAGUAUGACAGUAUAUGCAUUGGGCAUGUCUUUUUUGGAUCCAUGCCAUGAUUAGGCCAGAUAGAAGUUGUGGAAUUAGUUGUUACCCUUUUUUGUGUGAGGAGGAUUCAUUUCCUAUUGUUGUAAAAAGGAAUGUCAUUAUAUUCAUCAAUGGAAAGUUUGUAUUUUUUCUUUUCUGAAA